GAUGAGGACAAUGCUAGUAAUCUGUUGAUACAAAGACCAAUUCUAAUUCCUGAUCCUGAAUUCCGUAGUUCCGUCGCAGUGGUCGCUGUCGUGAAUAGCCAGGAAGGUGGGUCAUCAACACCAGCGCGCACAGCAUCAUCAUCAUCCGUGAGAACUUUUCCGAGCGCGGCUUUGCCACAACAGCAUGCAGCUUGUGCGUUUUUACCCUGUGCUGCAACUACAAACAGCGCCGACGAGGAGAAAAAGAAGUCCUUUUCGUCUAGUACUCCCCUGCUCAGUCCUGAGGCACCCGAGUUUUACCCCGGGAGGGAGUCUCAUGCUCGCUUCAACUCCACACCACCACUGCUCUUCCCCAGUGAGGCGACUGCUACUCCAGUCGAGAUGUUCUCUACACCUGCUGUGGGUCGUCGUCCCCUUGCUCCCGUGGUCCUAGGAGGUCAAGAAAGAAGCCGAUACAACGACCAUGUCGUGGCUGAAGAGUUUCACAUGAGCACCACAGCAGGCGUGUCCGUCACAGUCGCUGCACCGCAGACAGAUUUUCAGCACGAGGGGCUCCAGCGGUUUGUGGAGCAUGAGCACACUUCAUU
Molecule: messenger RNA, 587 nt
Organism: Amoebophrya sp. A120
Lineage: Eukaryota; Dinophyceae; Syndiniales; Amoebophryaceae
Source: the annotation of a GenBank genome assembly